Triticum dicoccoides is the source of this 776-nucleotide messenger RNA. Its product is annotated as dormancy-associated protein homolog 3-like. The transcript is spliced from 3 exons. The record is from RefSeq and is a predicted model, not a curated record. Bases 74 to 466 code for a protein of 130 amino acids. Lineage: Eukaryota; Viridiplantae; Streptophyta; Magnoliopsida; Poales; Poaceae.
GGCCGGCCACUCCCAGCCAAGAAAGAAAGACGACGGCGACACGCAUAGGUACGCCGUACAAGGAACCAUUCGCAUGGGCCUCCUCGACCAGCUCUGGGACGAGACGGUCGCCGGCCCACGGCCGGACCACGGCUUCAGCAAGCUCCGGAAAUACUCCUCCUUCUCGCCCUCGAGCCCGGCGGCCGCAGACGUCGCGCCGGCGGUGACCCGCAGCAUCACCAUCGCCCGGCCGCCGUCUCUCUCCCUCCCGUCCGGCGAGUCGAGCUCCGUGCCGUCCACCCCGGCCAGUGCGCCGGACUCCCCGUUCGCAGCAGGCACCGGUAGCACGCCGAGGGUGGACGGCUGGAGGGCGUUCCGCCGGAAAUCCAAGAUGGCCAACGUCGACGCCGUCCAGGCAGAGGCGACCGUCGGGCCCAGGAGCCCAACCGUGUACGACUGGGUGGUGAUCAGUUCAUUGGACCGAUAAUAAAGAAGCACAACCGGAGUGUGAAAUAAUCGAUCGAAGAAGGGGAGGAGGUAGCUGGCGUGUUUGAGGCCGCGUGUUCGUCACGUCAUAUGUAUACCUGCUAUUGUGUAAUCGUUGUGUUAACUAGGUGCACUAUCUUUUCUCUUCCUUUACGUAGUUGUGCGCCCUUUCGGGGGGCCAAAGUAUGUGAUGUGGUUAUCAGUAGUAGGCUCCGAUCAAGAUGUAUUGCCAUCACAAAGGCGCCCUUUAUUUUAUAUGGAGGAGAUGACCGUUGAAAUGGGGUUGCAAUGCAAGUGUUCGAUCAUCCUUC